Messenger RNA from Triplophysa dalaica, 3192 nucleotides. RefSeq names its product kelch-like protein 25 (gene enc2). The record is from RefSeq and is a predicted model, not a curated record. Lineage: Eukaryota; Metazoa; Chordata; Actinopteri; Cypriniformes; Nemacheilidae. Bases 202 to 2079 code for a protein of 625 amino acids. Gene Ontology annotation, molecular function: protein binding. The transcript has 4 exons.
UGUUACAACAGGAGACUCCACAGUUUUGUAUCAGUGAGGGUUGGAAUGUUAACAAAGUAACACCGUCAGUCAGCCGUGAGGAACAAACUAUGAUUCAUUCACCGGUGUCGAAACCGCACAACGUCGGGAUCUGUCUCCAGCGCUCGUAACACUGACAGCUCUGUCCGACUGGCCUGUUGAGGGGACACUAUUUUUGGAUCAAUGCAGACCCCCCCUCACAUCCUCACUGUCAGUGCCUGUGCGUGGGCAAGAAGUAUUUGCCGCUUUCGAGAUAUUGGAACCAGUGGAAACCUGGAUGUGCCGGAAAAGAUGUCUGUCAGCGUCCAUGAAAACCGCAAGUCGAGAACGAGCACAGGUUCCAUGAACAUCUCGCUCUUCCACAAGCCCUCCCAUCCAGACAGUGUCCUCACCCACCUCAACACCCUUCGCAAACAGUGCAUGUUUACUGAUGUAACGCUAUGGGCUGGCGACCGCUCUUUUCCCUGCCACCGAGCUGUUCUCGCAGCAUGCAGCCGCUAUUUUGAAGCCAUGUUUAGCGGCGGCCUCCGUGAGAGCCUGGACAACGAGGUUAACUUCCGUGACAGCGUUCACCCGGAGGUUCUGGAGAUGCUGUUGGACUUUGCAUACUCCUCACGCAUCAUCAUCAACGAGGAGAACGCGGAAUCACUUCUCGAGGCCGGAGACAUGCUGCAAUUUCAUGACAUCCGAGAUGCAGCAGCAGAGUUUUUGGAGAAGAACUUGCAUGCGUCAAACUGCCUGGGGAUGAUGCUGCUUUCCGAUGCCCAUCAGUGCAAGCGCCUCUAUGAGCUGUCAUGGAGGAUGUGCCUCAUCCACUUUGAGACUCUUCGAGACACGGAAGACUUCUGUAGCCUCUCGAAAGACAAGCUUAUGGAUCUCAUCCUCAGCGACGAGCUGGAGAUUGAAGAUGAACAUAUCGUUUUCAACGCGGUUAUGUGCUGGGUUCGAUACGACUUGGAUAGCCGCAGAGACUAUCUUCCUCAUCUGCUAGGAGGAAUACGCCUUGCAUUGUUGCCUUCGGAAUGCCUCAUUGAGGCUGUUGCAUGUGAAGAACUUGUGAUGUCGGAUAAAAGAAGCAGACUGAUCGUUGAUGAGGCAAUGCAGUGCAAAAAGAAGAUUCUUCAGAAUGACUGUGUGGUCACCAGCCCCUGCGCCAGGCCUCGCAAAGCCGGGCACACCCUGCUCAUUCUUGGGGGGCAGACCUUCAUGUGUGAUAAAAUCUACCAAGUGGACCACAAAGCAAAAGAGAUCAUCCCAAAAUCAGAUCUUCCCAGUCCUAGGAAGGAAUUCAGCGCAUGUGCCAUUGGCUGCAAAGUUUAUGUGACCGGAGGAAGGGGAUCGGAAAAUGGAGUAUCGAAGGACGUUUGGAUAUACGACACUGUUCACGAAGAAUGGUCGAAAGGUGCCCCAAUGUUAAUAGCGCGUUUUGGUCACGGCUCGGCUGAACUUGAAAACAGUCUCUAUGUUGUUGGGGGUCACACCGCUAUAGCAGGUGUCUUCCCGGCCUCCCCUUCAGUGUCUCUCAAACAGGUGGAGCGAUACGACCCACUAACCAACAAAUGGACAAUGAUGGCACCACUUCGGGAUGGUGUCAGCAAUGCAGCAGUUGUCAGUGCAAAGCUAAAACUUUUCGUGUUUGGUGGAACAACCAUCCACAGGGACAAGGCCUCCAAGGUCCAGUGUUAUGACCCCAUUGGGAAUCGCUGGACCAUAGCUGCUGAGUGCCCGCAACCUUGGAGAUACACGGCUGCUGCGGUCCUCGGCAGUCAGAUAUUCAUAAUGGGUGGAGACACGGAGUUUACCGCAGCAUCCGCAUACCGAUUCGACUGCGAGACCAAUCUAUGGACACGUGUGGGUGACAUGACCUCCAAAAGAAUGAGCUGCCAUGCUGUAGCCUCUGGCAAUAAACUGUAUGUUGUAGGGGGUUACUUUGGGACGCAGCGGUGUAAAACUCUGGAUUGUUAUGACCCGACGUCUGAUAGCUGGAACAGUAUUACAACCGUGCCUUAUUCACUGAUACCAACAGCGUUUGUCAGCACCUGGAAACAUCUACCUGCCUAGGUGACUCCAGUUGAAGCGUAUGGAGAUGAUCUGGGUGCCAUGGUCCUCUGACCACACUGAAUGGAGCACAGUAGGACUGGAUUGUCAUUGGCUGGCCCGAAGCACCUCUGCUGGGCGUGGCGUGGCGGGCUGUUGCUCACGGCCACUCUGCAGAGAGCCUGAAAACAAACCGACUAUCCAUUGCUGGAAGAGGAAAAAACAAUCUGAGAAUCUUUGUGUUCUUCUCCCUACAGCACAAAGCUAGCCAAUGCUUGUUCAUUGCCAAAUCAGAGGCAUGAUGACUCGAUAACCUCUUGCACCAAUUUCUGCUCUGUUUCACGGGUCUUUCGUGUUUUUGCUAGUGUGACAACUCUUUUGCAACCCAACCCGAGGCCAAGAACAUUCCUGCAGUUUUCCGUUCGGGAGCAACGUUAAUGUUGCCGAGACAUAAAGCAUGAUUUCUUUCACUAAAACUGCCAGCGCAGCAUGUCUAUGGUCGCGUUCCAUUGCUUCCAGUACACUUUCGGAUGCUACAAUGCAUUUACGGGAUGGACAAACCUACGGUUGAAUAUCUACAGAUACGCAGCAACAGAACGUCACCAUGGGAAAGUGCAAGCUUGCUCGAGCAGGAUUUGACCUGUAUUUGUUUUUUUAAGAAUCUGUGAUUUUUAACCUGAACUCGUGUAGAUUCCACAGCACAACAUUCAUUUUAAGAUUACGGAACAUUUCUCAGAUUACUGAAGGUGUACACAUUUGAUAAAAUGCAUUUUAUUUAUGUGUUUGUGUCAGAAUACUGAAUGCAAAAACUGCACAUGAUACUACAUGUAUAAUUUUGGAUGAUGAGGGUAUUGGUGUUUUCCUCCCCUGGAUAACAGUAACUCUGAAAUGAAGGGUUGAUAUUCUCGCUCGGUCUUACGGACGCUUGAAAAGUAACAACGAUUUAAGUUAUGUUUUGGAGGGAGUUUAAUCUUUAAUGUAAAUGCCUCCCUGCUCAACAUUUCCAUUUGAAGAGGACAUUUAGGGAUUAUGCUGAAAAUCCCACUGGCGUCUUUGUGAACUGAAUUUCUAGUAGACGUGUUUGUUACGCACUCACUCGAUUGAAGGGUUUGAAUAAAUGAUUUUUUGAUGCUUGCA